ACAGCCGGACUGGUGGCCAUCUGCUAGCCUGCCUCAGAACCUCAUCACCGCAGUACCAAGGAGUUGGCAGCACACUGCCGGUCUGACGCCUUGCAGGGUAGAGUGGUGAGGUUAAGUGGCCUAAUGACACAGGGUAGGGUUGUGAAGUCACAGAGGAAGUGGGAUGCUGCAGCUAGAGGCCGAGGCUUGCUUACCCAAGGAUGGAGAAGAUAUUGCCCAGACAGAUUCUGUGUGUUUUCUGCCCGUGGAAGGGAGCCUCUGGGACUGGCAGGGCAUAUCUGGUGCCCGAGGUGGACUGAUGAGUUGGGUGAGGCCACCCGACUGUUAAGGGUCCCCCUCCCCAUCUUACACUGGAAUAAAAACAGCCUCAUGUCCACCUUCUGGCAGCCUACAUACUACCCACACAACAUGUGGAAGAGAAGCGGAUGCCUCAGGGUACAGUUCCGAGGCAGACCACUCUGGAUACUUCCAAACCCAACUCUACGCACUUUCUGUUCCUCUUGAUUAGUUGGCAUCCAGAUGCAGAGGCCUCCAUGGCUGUGAUAAGCCUGCUGUUCUUGGCAGUGAUGUAUGUUGUCCACCACCCCCUGAUGGUCAGUGACCGGAUGGACCUGGACACGCUGGCCAGGAGUCGGCAGCUGGAGAAACGGAUGAGCGAGGAAAUGCGGCAGCUAGAGAUGGAGUUUGAAGAGAGAAGGCGAGCGGCCGAUCAGAAGCAGAAAGCCGAGAACUUCUGGAGAGGGGACACCUCCAGUGAUCAGUUAGUGCUGGGGAAGAAAGACAUGGGGUGGCCCUUCCAGGCCGGUGAGCAAAAUGGGGGGCCUCUGGGUUGGCUGCUCGGAAACCUGUGGAACGCAGGCCUCUUCUGCCUCUUUCUCAUCUUUGAGCUCCUGCGACAGAACAUGCAGCAUGAGCCGGCCUUUGACUCCAGCAGCGAGGAGGAGGAGGAGGAGGAGGAAAUCCGCAUCGUCCCUGCCUCUUGCUCCUGGCUCUCUGGUUUUCCCUCCCAGGAAGCCCUGGAAUCCUUUUACAAACAUUAUAUCCAAAAUGCCAUCCGUGACCUGCCCUGCACCUGCGAGUUUGUGGAGAGCUUUGUGGAUGACCUCAUUGAGGCCUGUCGGGUGCUUUGUCGCCGGGAGGCUCACCCACAGUUGGAGGACUGCUUGGGCAUCGGAGCUGCCUUUGAGAAGUGGGGGACCCUCCAUGAGACACAGAAAUUUGACGUCCUGGUGCCCAUUGUCCCCUCACAAGGCACUAUGUUUGUCUUGGAGAUGAGAGACCCAGCCCUGGGCCAUCGCUGUGGCUGUGUGAAGGUGGACUCUGAGUGCAUGUGCAAACACGAGAAGCUCCCCGGGGAUGUGCUGUGUCUGGUGCACCACCACAGGGAGCACUCGGCCAUCCUGAGCCAGUGUACUAGCUCCAUCAAGGCGGCUCUCUGCACCGGCUCGCACCUGGAUGUGUAUAAGACUGUGCAGUGGUUCCGAAACAUGGUGGGCAACGCCUGGGCGCUGGUGGCCCACAAAUACGACUUUAAGCUCACCCUCCCACCGUCUACCACCUCCUGCAAGCUCAGGUUGGAUUACCGCUCAGGCCGCUUCCUGUCCAUCAAUUUGAUUCUUGGGGUGCAACGGGAAGAUACCUUGGUCUACCUAAUGAGUCAGGCCCCUGACCAAGAACAGCUCACCAGCGUGGACUGGCCUGAGUCCUUUGCAGCUUGUGAACACUUGUUCCUGAAGCUGGUGGGGCGCUUUGCCCCUGAGAACACCUGCCACCUCAAGUGCCUGCAGAUCAUUCUGAGUCUUCAGGACCACCAGCUCCUACCCCCGGGAGCGUCCUGUCCCAUCCUCUCCGCCUACCACUUUAAAACGGCCCUCAUGCACUUGUUGCUGCGACUGCCUCUGACAGACUGGCAGCACAGCAUGCUCUCUCAACGGCUCCAGGACCUUUUCUGGUUCUUAGGCCGAGGCCUCCAGCAAAGGUCUCUCCAUCAUUUCAUCGUUGGGAACACCUUCCUGCCCCUGACCAUACCAAUCCCUAAGAUAUUUCGCAGUGCUGAGCCUGUCAAUCUUUUCCAACACCUGGUGCUAAAUCCAGUGGCACACUCACAGGCAGUGCAGGAAUUCCACAACCUUUUGGCCCAGGUGAAAACACUGCCAAGCUCCCCACUGGCUGGAGGACUUUAAUGGAGAGGCCAUUUAAAAAAAAA
Molecule: messenger RNA, 2206 nt
Organism: Acomys russatus (golden spiny mouse)
Lineage: Eukaryota; Metazoa; Chordata; Mammalia; Rodentia; Muridae
Gene: Itpripl1
Product: ITPRIP like 1
Exons: 2
Coding region: 426-2183 (585 amino acids)
Cellular component (GO): membrane
Source: RefSeq, a predicted model, not a curated record